AAUCCUUACACAGCAAGUGUUUCAUUAUUUUAAUGACCUGUUGACUACCUGCUACGCACUCGUGUUGCUGUGGCAACCUGAAGCUCCGCCCACUGGACGCUUUAGUGAAAAGGGAGAAGUGCGCGCGCGGCCGUGUGACCGAGCCAGAGUCUUGUCUGUCUUGCGCUCGCGCCGGGACUGAGAGAAGAAGGAGGAGAAGAAGAAGAAGGAGAAGAAGAAAUAAAAAAAGAAAGAAAGAAAGAAAGAAAGAAAGAAAGAAGAAACAUGGAAUAACGCUUUUUUUGGAGUAAUUUCUGUCUUUUUUUAAUGUAACAAGGGAAGGGAUGAGAAGAGGCGCGCGCAUGGACCACAGCAGCAGCAUGUCAGAGUACAGAUGUGUUCUCUUCUCCUCUCACAGCCAUGUUUAAACUCUUCACAGCGGCGCUCUGUGUGCUCCUGACAGUGUCGGGUGUACGGGCAGACGGACAGCACGAGCUCGCUGCACCACGAGAUGUUCAUUUCCACUCGGUGAAUCUGAGGAACACGGUGCGCUGGAGCUCAGGAACGGCCGACGCCCGCGGCACCACCUACACGGUGGAGUACGCAAUAUACGGCGAUGCUGUGGAUGUGGAAGGAACCGAGCAGGUGGUGUGGAGGCUGGUGGAGCAGUGCGACGACGUCACGCAGACAGACUGCGACGUGACGGAGCAGACGGACGAUACGGAGGAGGAAUACUACGCCAGAGUGAGAGCCAACGGGCCGAACGGGCGCUCGGAGUGGACCGAGACAGACAGACGGCUCAGGCUCACCGACACCAUUUUGGGACCUCCGCAGGUAAACGUAACCGUGGUGGAAAACAUCCUGCACGUCAAGCUGAGCGGACCGUUCCGAUGGAGGAACCCCGGAAAGAAGCGCCAGUCCAUGUUUAACAUCUUCCCUCACAUGUUCUACAAUGUCAGCGUGUACAACAACAGCAGCAAACACACGCAGUCUUUCCGGCAGCCGAAAAAGCUCCUGCAGUACGGCCCACUGGAGUACGGCUCAGAGCACUGUGUGCGGGCGGAGGUUCUCUCAAGCGCCCUCCACCUUACCACCGCGCCGUCGGACUGGAUCUGCGUCUCCAUCGCUGACGACCCGUUUAAAUCUCAGAUGCUGCUUCUGAUAUUAGGAGGAGUCGUUCCCACCGCUAUAUGCCUGUUUGUUUUAGCCGCAGUCGGAGGUUUCGCUUAUUACUACAUCUGCGGUCACAAACCCAGGCUGCCCAAGAGCGUGGACAUUCAACAGGACGCGAACAUGGAAAGGAAAUUCCAGACGUUCCAGCCGGAGAAACAUCUGGCCAGCAUAAACGUCAUCAUCAUCAACAACACCAACCUGAGCACGGGGGAGACGAAACGCAGUUUCCUUGACUCAUGUCAUCGCGGUGUCGACGUUCCAGAGCGCUCGCCAGUUGCUGUGGUGAGGGACACAACAGGAGCACCUUACGCAGUGCAGAACGUCAGGGAUACAUCAGCAGAAGCUGGAGAAGACCUACAAAGCCGUCGCAGCUCUCUGAGUGAAGGUUACGGCUUUGUACAUCAGGAGGACAGGAGCCAGGUCGCCAGCUGCCCGUAUAACCCCCAAGUGGCGCCGCUCGGUGUGGGCGGAGUCAACUUGUACAUGGCACAGGCUGGACAGACAGAACCAGCACAGGACAGAUAUGAAGAAGAAGAAGAAGAAGAAGAAGACAGUGAGAUACAGACGUUUUGUAACUGGGACCCAGAUACCGGCCAUCUCCAUCUGGACUUCCCUCUGCUCAGCAGGUUCGACUCGGACACCCCGGAAACCACAGACAUGCAGACGAGCGUAGACACGGCGCUGCUCGUACGCUAUCCUGUCCUCACCAGCGUAGUGCUCAAGCAGGCUUCGAUGGAGAGCGGAGACGACGACCCGCUCCUGAAGAUGGAGAAAGACUGGGACCUGCAGGUCCAGAGCACCGCCGAGUAGAUUCCACAAACACCCGUUUGAUCCGUCACUCCAGGAGAGUAUUAAACACCCAACACCCAGCGUUCCUAAUGUUGGUGAUAUUGAUGAAGCCCCAAACGCCGUUCUCAUGAAUGAAGAGCCUCCUGAUGGACAUCACGUUUUUGGCUUUAGAUGCACACACGCUUUUAUUUCUCCGAAAUAUAAAAUAUGUUUGAGAAAGUGCAUGUUUUUUGCUCAUUACAGAAAUUCAGCCAAGUGAAACAGAGACAGGGUAAGACUCUAACAGACAGAUAGAUAGACAGACAGACAGAGCGAGAGACAAACUGACCGAGAGAAAAAGAGAGAGAAAGAUGGACAGAUAGAAAGAGAGACAGAGAUGAGGGAGACUGACAGAGACAGAGACAGAUAGAGACAGAGAGAGAGAGAGAUGCAGAUAGACAGGAAGUGACAGAGAGAUUUUAUUAUCGAAUUGAGCCAUAUACAGUAUACAGUAGUGUUAUAACAUGAUCACUGAACAGCAGUGCACGAUGACAAUAAACACACAGUAUGUUACACACUCAGGGACAAGAUUAGCUUUAUCGUUUCAUUUAAGUGAGCUCUGCUUACGUCUUAAUUAAGAUAUUUUAUACAUUCAUACGAACACUUAGAACACAACAAAUAUACAAUUAAACAAAUAUCAGACCAAAAAAAGUAUAAAUAUCACAUUAUUAUACGAACAAAUGAUAUUAUUAUACGUUAUUUUUGCCCUCGGGUAAAAAUAAUCCAUUGUUAAUGUGUGAUUGUGUGAUUAUGAUGUACUGUUGUGUGAAAAGCAUUUUCAGUAUAUUUAUCAUUAUUGUAUUAUCUCUUAAUUAUUAUUAUCUUCUCAUUGAAUGUGAAAAGUUUGUAAGCAGGGAAAUGCUUACAUGUUGAAGAGAUUUUUAUUUUUUUGUGAUAUGAAGGAUUUGUGUAGUAUUUUUAUUAAAAGUUAAAUCUGUCUUUUUUUCUUCACUUUGGACGUAUAAGAUGACAGAUUGCUAACUUUUGAACUCAGUAUAAAUGAUGAAGUACACUUGAAUCAUAAAGACGACCAGAAAAUAAACACAGUAGAUAAUCAAAGACUGGACAGAAAAGUGUGUGGCUUGGAAUAGCUGUUCAUUUGUUCAUUCUGAUCCAGAUGUUUAAGUUCUCCUGCGCGCUUUGUCGCCACCUAGUGGCCAUGGAGAAGCUUGCUCUGGGGUACAGAACUAAGCUUACUCUAUAGUAGAGUUCUUGUAGAAUUUUAACGGAUUUUCUACGCUCUAGAUUUUUUCUUUUUUUAAAAAAGUGAACAAUGUGUAUUAAGAGGAAAAGCUGUAACUUCUUUCUUUAUACUUUAUUUUUGUUUACUUGCCCCCCUUCCUCCUUUCCUUCCUCCCGUCCUCAUGUUCUUUCUUUUUUUUUUUUUUUUUUUACAGAAUAUAGGUUUGAUAUAAAUUAGGUCAAACGUGAAGCAUCCAGAAUGAAACAUAGGAACAUAGGAAACAUAGAAGCUUUUAAGGGAAAUAUAGAAACUUUUUCUUUGAGGGAAAUAUAGAAGCUUUUAAGGGUAAAGGCAAAGCUUUUAAGGGAAAAAUAGAAGCCUGCAAGAAGUCAAACAAAUAAUAAAUUUUAAAAAAGCUAUAUGUUAAACUAAUAGCGAGUUUCAUAAGCACAACUAAUUAGGUAACAUUCUAGCUAGUUAGAAGUUAUGAUAAUAUAAGUUAUCUGCUUAAUAGGAAUUUAGCUACUGCAGCUAAAAUAUAUGAAAUUCAUAUUAAAAUAUUUUUCUAUAUAUACAAAAUAAUUCAGUACUUAUAUACAGUAGUUUACAGCUUUUUGGAGGAGGGAAUGCAGCACAGAAUGUAAAAAAAAAAAAAAAGAAGAAGAAGAAAAGGAAAAAUAAGAAAAAGAAACAAAGACAUUGUGUGAAAUCUAAAAAAGAAAAGUAAAAUGAAGACAGAAACUAUAUAUGCAUAGAGAAAUGUAUUUAUAUCAUAUAGACAUGUAAUUACACACAUAGACGUGUACAUACACACAUUUAAAAAAGAUGCAGUUGUAAUACAGUAAACGGUGUGA
Ictalurus furcatus (blue catfish) is the source of this 4017-nucleotide messenger RNA. RefSeq names its product interleukin 20 receptor, alpha (gene il20ra). Lineage: Eukaryota; Metazoa; Chordata; Actinopteri; Siluriformes; Ictaluridae. The record is from RefSeq and is a predicted model, not a curated record. The coding region runs from base 400 to 1962 and encodes 520 amino acids. The transcript is spliced from 7 exons. Gene Ontology annotation, molecular function: protein binding.